AGUCGCCUGCCUUUGCCCGAGCGGAGAGAAUCUCGAAUCGCUCGAAUCGACCUGUCGAGGAUUUUGGCUUCAGCUUCUGGGUGCUGCUGGUGCUGAGCAGCCAAAAUCGCAGAGCGCAGAAAUCGAAUGGGAAUUGGCUGCCAUAGCUGCCAUUGCGGGGGCAUCGAGAACGAGGGAAUAUAAUAAAAUAUGGCCGAGGGCGAGAUGUGAAAAUUUGAAAAUGUGAAAAUGCCUGUCCAGGCCAUCCAGUGACCACGAAAAUUGCAGUAUCCCCCAAAAUUCGUAUUCAUACACACGCACAUACUCGUCAACGAAAAAAAUCGUAAAGAAAUUCAGAAGGAAAAUCCAAAAAAAAAACCAAACCAAGCACAAGCAAAACAAUUUCGGGGCGAAAAAGAAAAAUAUAUACAAAUAUACACAUUUCGAUUCCGAUUCUAGUGGCAAAAAUUCGUAUGUACUCGUCGCUGCUCCUCAAAACACAUACAUACAUACAAACGCGACCCCCUUUUCCCGCCCACCCAAUCGCCCAAAAAUCCUCAAAGAAAAUACAAACGUGUGUGUGUGUGGUGUUUGAGUGAAAAUCUGAACGGAAGCGCUGGCUAAACAGCAAGUAAAUAAUACAAAAUAUAAUAUUAGUACAUACAUACAUACAAGAUAGCCAGGCUAAAGGCAAUGGUCAACAAAGAAAGCCAAGCAGCUGAUUUGUGAUAAGUGCAACGACCAAAAAUCGCAGGCGCUUCGAGUUACAAACAAGUGCAAUUAGCUGCCGAUGCCUACAUGUUGCAGCUGUUGCAGCAACAUCAGCACAAGUGGAGAAAAUCACGCAUACGCCCCAUACGCCCAAUGGGCCAAACAAUGCGCUCCACUUAGCCAAGUUGCGUGUCAAUGUGGUGGUACUCCAGCCCACCCACCCCCUUCUCGCCACACACGCACGCACACAUCGGCACAUACACAUGUACAUACAUACAUACAUAUAUACAAUGGCAGUGUAAUGACUAGCACAAGAAAUAAAUAAAAGGCCAGAACAACAACUACGGUGGCAGCUCCAGCUGCUCAUAAAUUUCGUAACGCUUGUGAAAUGUGCCCCUUGGUGCACGGGGCCAUUGAAUCGCUAGAUUUUCGCCCGUAAAUCCGGAGCGGAAUAUGUAAAUGCCACCCGCGCACCAUCAAGUCUUCAAAUAAAAAAACGCAAAAAGAACAGGAACCAAACCCACGCGAAGGUUGAAAUCAGGACUCUACGAUAAGGAUAACAACUACUCAAAAAGGUUAUCGGAAAAAUCUUGAAGAAUUUCUGGAAUUUUUUCGUCUUGUAAAAUCGCCCAAGGAAAAGCUAAGGAGAAGCUAAGGACGUAAAAAAAAAAAACAUUAAACAAAACGAAAACUAAAACUAAAAUCAAGAGCAGCUGCUGUGGAGAGAGCGAGAAAGAGAGCACAGAGCGCCGCAGGGAGAGGGACAGCGAGAGAGAGUGUGGGAACUUUCGAUAAAAAAUUAUUAGCAAAAACAUAAAUACGUAACGGCCUCCGCGCCCCCCACCCCGCACCACCAAAGGAGCCAGAGAAAGAGAAGCCGAGGCAAAGAAAAGAGCACCACAGCGAGCGGGUGAGUGGGUAGGUCAGUGGCAGUGGGCGGUCCGCCAGCUGGGGCAGCACCACCUCACCACCCAACACCCAGCGCCAUCAGCACCUCCAUCUUCACCUCCAUCUCCAUCAGCACCGCCAGCGUCAACCUCAACUUUCAAAGGGCAGGUAGCGGCAUGUCCUGCACCGUUUCGGAGCUGCCCAGUGGCUGUCGAUUGCGCGGCAUGACUGCAUCCUCACAGCAAAGUGCCGCCAACAAUAGUGGCAACAAUGGGAACGGCAACGGGAACGGAGGCGGCGGGGGCGUGGGCGUCGGCGGAGGUGGCGGCAGCCUGGGCGGAGUAUCGCCCACCGUGGGCGGCAGCGUGGGUAUCCUAGGCUCCACGUCCAACGUGCUGCAGGAUUCGAAUGCGACCACGUUGCAGCGUCCGCAGUCGCAGAAGCCGUGCUGCUUCUGCUGGUGCUGUUGCUGCUCCUGCUCCUGGGCCAAAUGUCUGGCCAUCAAGAAUGCCGAUGAAAAUGCCCCCACGAAGCGAGAUCUGGUAAAUGCCGAAUUCUUGGAUGGCGAGCAACCCACACUGGAGGAAAUCCGCAGCUGGGGCAAAAGCUUCGACAAGCUGAUGAAGAGCACAGCUGGUCGAAAGGUGUUCCAGAACUUCCUGCGCAGCGAAUUCAGUGAGGAGAACAUCCUGUUCUGGCUGGCCUGCGAGGACCUCAAGACGGAGAACAGCCCAGAGCUGGUGGAGGAGAAGGCGCGCCUCAUCUACGAGGACUACAUCUCGAUCCUGUCGCCCAGGGAGGUUUCACUGGACUCUCGAGUCCGCGAGAUCGUCAACCGGAACAUGAUCGAGCCCACGACGCACACCUUCGACGAAGCUCAAAUCCAGAUCUACACACUGAUGCACAGAGACUCAUAUCCGAGAUUCCUAAACUCUCAAAAGUUCAAGACACUAGCUCAACUGCAAGACAACUCGAAUGCCGGUUCCAAGGCGGAUAGUCCCACUUAGAGAGGAUAGCAUGUCGUCGAUCGCCGAUCCUUGAUCGGAUCGUAUUUGAAACGAAUUCAGUUGCGCUGUGUUGACUUUGAUUUUCCGCCCCAAUCGCUGCUGCAAUCGACUAAGCAAUAUGUAUCCAUUAGUAGAACCAUUUAACCAUUUUGCGAGCAGCCCCGAAAUCAGAAUCCUGUUAGGGGCAGGUGAAUCAGACGUCGUGCGUUCAAUAUGAAUCGGAUUCCUUUUUCUUCCUACGUUCUAGUCGUUAGCUAACCAAAGAGUUAGGCACUACAAACAAAUUGUUUUCACUAAGAAGCAGGUUCGACCACAAAAAGCAUUUUCCAAAACACCCAAACAAACAAAAACAUAAAACAAAAAAACAAAAAAAAAUACCCAGAAAGCUAAUACGAAACGAGCGACACAAAUAGCAUCCAUUGUAAUACUAGUGAUCUAAGAGACGUAUUAAUCAAAUUGAAACCAAGAUUACGGAACCCGCUAACUGAUAAGUAUGUUUAAACGUAAUCAUAAACCGCAAAGUAACAGAAAUACUUUUUCCAAACAAAAAACCAUUACAAAAAAAGAAAGAAAACCAAAAAAUCUUUUUAAACGUAUUACAUACAUAACUUUAAAUACUUAUAUAUACACAGCAGCAUAUAUAUAUAUAAAUAUAUAUAUAUAUAAAUACGGAUAUAUAGAGACAUUUAACAUGACUAGUUUUGAAAUCGUUUUAGGUCAUACGAGUAAUGACAUCGAAGCAUUUUGUAAAUACAACAGCAGACGGCAACACUUUCUACUUUCUUAUGAAAACCCAUUGAGGAUGCAGUCCUUUCUUAAGCAAAUCUUAAAAAGCCUCAUCUUGAGCCGUACUUUGAGCCAGACCACAACCAGACCAUACAUAUACCCUAUAGAAUCUUAUCCGAAUGCAAACCGGAACGUCGUGUACCAUAUUAUUUCGAUGUCGAGCUGAUUUCCAAGUCGAAAGAAGAACGUUUCGCAAUAUCACUGCCAACACAUAAAUGAAAAAAUCAGAAGUUCGCAACAAAAAAAUAUCCUCUUACAAUGUAUUAUGCAAAUUUGUUUUUCGUUAGAGAAGCGGAAGUUCCAAGAGUUUCCCCGCAUUGCUCCCUUUCUGCAUUAAAAACAUACACAUAUUAAAAAACAGUAUUAUAAAUAACAAAAAAAAGGUAACAAAAAAAAAGGGAAACACAAAAGUAUGGUUACAUUUAAAUUUUAGCAAACAAGUUGUCGAAUUGAAAACUAAAAACAAAUAUAAAAUAUGAAAAGAAUGAAAAACAAAAACAAGUUUAUAAGGAAAAAAACACAGAACAAACAGGUGGACUUUCGGUUCGAGCCCUGGCAAAAAGUUAACAAUGUACUUUCGAUCUUAAGUUGGUUUCCUUUAACCUUAGGUUGUUUGUGUUCGAGGCACAAUAUUUUACAAGUACAAUAUUAAUGUGUGUACCUUCGUUGCGGGGAGCGGGGAAUGUAUUUUCGUAGCUAGUUGGUGUGCCUAGUUUUAAUGCAUCUAUCGAUACAAAACCCCACCACCCAUCACACUCCGACAUGAACAGCAAACACAAGUAUAUUAACUUUACUAGCAAUUAAGCAUCUUCCAGUUCCCCAAAAGCAUAUGUUUUCAAUAUUGUUCACCGUCAAUCAAGCCAUAUACUUUAAAGCUUAUUUAAUCAGGGUAAACAUUCUUUUCUUAUAACCAAAGGGUCGCUAUUCGAUGUUUUGUUAAUAAUAUAGAUAAUUUUGGAAUACCCCUGCAUAAGUUCCUAUAUUUUUAUAACAGCUUAGACACGAUUGAAGGUCCGAUUUCCGCCUAGUCCUUAAAAACUUGACUUUUACGCGUCACUCAGGCUGCUACUUGGAAUUGAGAAUUCGACAACCGCUUUUGCAUUAUAGCAUUAUUGCAUUAUAGUCGAUGAAAUCGGCAGAUCGACAAAUCGGCAGAUCGGAGAACCAACGUCAGUUUCCAUGGUUUGUUACAUUAAUUUUAGGCAAUCAGGUUAGACACAAUGUCCUGGCCAAAGGGACGCGCGGAGGUAUGGAAUGUUUGUUUGUGAAUGUUUCUCUUCGGUUUCUUACUUUGCAUAACGGACAGAAAUAAGACUUUUUGAAGAAAAAAAAAAACCAAAAUAUAUAAGUACAUAUAAUGCGAUUGUUGUUUGUUUUUAGUUUUUAGUUUUAUACACCGCCACACUCGCACACACAAAACACACACGCCCGCACACACCGAUACAUGCAUAUACAUAUAUAUACUACUUAGCGGUAUAUGUACAAAAAGGUAAUCAAGCAUUAGUGAAAAGUUUCGACCAGUUAAAAACCACAAAUUAAAUUUAUUACCAA
Drosophila yakuba is the source of this 4922-nucleotide messenger RNA. It is a transcript of the gene Dhit, whose product is annotated as regulator of G-protein signaling 17. Bases 1755 to 2585 code for a protein of 276 amino acids. The record is from RefSeq and is a predicted model, not a curated record. NCBI's taxonomy places the organism in Eukaryota, Metazoa, Arthropoda, Insecta, Diptera, Drosophilidae. The transcript has 7 exons.